Messenger RNA from Annulohypoxylon truncatum, 791 nucleotides. RefSeq names its product bola-like protein. NCBI's taxonomy places the organism in Eukaryota, Fungi, Ascomycota, Sordariomycetes, Xylariales, Hypoxylaceae. The transcript is spliced from 2 exons. The record is from RefSeq and is a predicted model, not a curated record. Bases 178 to 651 code for a protein of 157 amino acids.
GGCUUAUUCUCACCAUAAUUUGGACUGACUUGCUAAAUUGGCAAUUCUAACCCUUUCUGGCGAAAAAGCAUUUGGCAGUGUUGAUUAUACGAUGCCUCUACUAGAUUGAAUUAGGUUUGUUCGCAUUCUAGGUGCUGUUCUCGGAUAAAGGGAUUGGUGUUGAAAAGGUGAAGUAGGAUGCUGUGUCACCAAUGUCGACGCCUCGCUGCGACAAUAAUUCAACGAGGCACAAACGCCUUGUCGCAGCGCGCCCGCCUCAUGCACACAUCUUCGUCGCAAUCUAGAAUAGGUGCACUACUACAACCAGCCUUCCACAGCUCCGUAAGACCUCGACGAACAGCUAUACGAUCAUAUUCAGCAUCCACCCCGACAGAAGCAAGGACAGCCAACGCACCAUCGCUCCCCGAAAAGCCCGAUUAUCUCGACAAUGACGAGUCCGCCAUAUGGGACAAGCUGACGGCCGAGUUCGCCCCAACAGAGCUCACCGUACAAGAUAUAUCGGGUGGCUGUGGGUCAAUGUAUGCCAUCGAGAUUGCGUCGGAGAAGUUCAGGGGCACAAACAUGCUCAAGCAGCAGAGGAUGGUCAACGCCGUGUUGGGUGAACAGAUGAAGAAUUGGCAUGGCGUCCAGCUGCGUACUAAAGUUCCCUAAGUCGAAGAGGCCGAUGGAGAUGUGAUGGACUGUACACUAAAUGGAGCAACCACAAUACGGCUUGUGGAACCGCGAGCCAUGAGAUGUGUCGUCGUGGCUGUAACCGUGGCUGCUAUACCUGAAUAUUAGCAGGGUUCCGG